Messenger RNA from Trichomycterus rosablanca, 3252 nucleotides. It is a transcript of the gene dact1, whose product is annotated as dishevelled-binding antagonist of beta-catenin 1. The transcript is spliced from 4 exons. Gene Ontology annotation, biological process: negative regulation of canonical Wnt signaling pathway; negative regulation of JNK cascade; regulation of Wnt signaling pathway, planar cell polarity pathway. Bases 108 to 2591 code for a protein of 827 amino acids. Lineage: Eukaryota; Metazoa; Chordata; Actinopteri; Siluriformes; Trichomycteridae. Gene Ontology annotation, cellular component: cytoplasm. The record is from RefSeq and is a predicted model, not a curated record.
CUGUAAAUUGUAUGGCCAUGUGAGUGUGAAUAAGAUCUAUAUAUGUAUGCUGAUAGGUUGAGCUCCUAAGCUGCAGGUUUCUCAAUGUUGUAGCUACGGUGUUUGUGAUGAUGCAGACCACAGCUGCUCUGGCAGAGCUGUUUUUUGGCCGGGACUGCUCCGGGAUGCGGGACAGAAAAGAUUACGAGAGUCGCUCCAGGGAGCGGGGGGAAGCUGAACUGGAGCGUCUCAGAACCCGGGAGAGACUGGAGGCCACACUGGCGGGACUGGCAGAACUGGACUAUCUGAAACAGAGACAGGAGCUACUGGUCAGAAACGCUCUGAUCUAUCGGGAGACUGUCGGCGCAGGAGAGGAGGAUAAUCAAGUUUGUUCUGCAGGGGAGGAAAGCUAUCUGAACCAUGAGGAAAAACUUUUGGAGGAGAACAUUUUGCUGCUGAGGAAACAGCUGAAUUGCCUGAGGAGGCGAGAUGCUGGUUUGAUCAGUCAACUCCAGGAGUUGGACCGACAGAUCAGUGACCUGCGACUUGACACAGAGUCCUCCCUAGAGCACCUGGAAAGUGACAGCCGACCCAGUUCAGGUUUUUAUGAGUUAAGUGAUGGCACUUCAGGCUCUCUUUCAAAUUCCUCCAACUCUGUCUUCAGUGAGUGUUUGUCCAGCUGUCGUUCCACCUCCUGCCUGUGUGCCCCCCUAGACACCUCUCUCUGCACAUCUGAGGGAAGGCUCAAGUCUGCAGAUGAACUGGGUGUGUGUACAGAAUGUGAAGAACAGUGUGAGGACUCAACUUCUGGAACAGUCCGUCGGUCAUUGUCUGCUCCCUACUCUCCUUCUUUAGAUGGAGCAUAUGACAGCCUGUCAAAGUACCAAUGUGACCUGAUAGCUAGGAAUGGAAAUGAUGUGUACCAUUAUCCUAGCCCUCUCCAUGCUGUGGCUGUCCAGAGCCCCAUCUUCCUCCAGUCUACGGCUAGUAAUUUUAGGGAGGAUAUGGGUCCAUCCAAGUCUGGAGAAGCAUUUGGAGAAAGUCAAAAGACUGAGCAGCAUCUUGCAUAUGAAAAUACCUCAUGGCCUGCUCAAACUUCUCUCAACAAAAAGUUGGACAGUUAUAUCUUUGGAUUGCUUCAGAGGAGAGCACAGCCAAUGAGGACCAAUAAACCUAGAACAAGUAUAAACACAGACCCCUCCAAGAGUGUCUUACGACAAGGUAGCCUCUGUGUGAGGCCUUCCAUUGCUGUACAAAAUCAGCAAUGGACUCAUGAACUCACAUCCAAUUGGCAAACCUGUGUACAUACAGCAUCAGCUUCGAGCACUGACACCAGUAAAGUUUCACCUCGAAGAGCAACUGAGACCAAGGGGGAACCCUUGGAAAAUGAAGCACCCUGUUCUCAAAAUCAACCCCAGAGUGGAUAUCUAAUAAAGAAUGAAAUUGACUCUAAUAGCUUGUUAAAGAAAAAAAUGUCUGGGACCAGUAAAGGACUGCCAUUACCUGUUGCUACUAAGGAGUGCCAGGACCUGGGCAGUGCCAAUGCAGUCUCAUCCCCAAAGCUUAACAAGCAUUCCUGUUAUCCUUCAAUUCAGGAUAGUAAAUCAUCCCAGGUGGUGAAAGCAGGGACUUCUAAGAAAAGCUCUAAGAUCCAGAAUUCAGUGGUCUGCUCUGCUAGACAGGAGCAGUCUGCUGCAGAGCUACUUAGCUUAGGCUCUUCCUCUCAAAGCCAGGACGAGGGGGGUCUAAUGGUUAGUGCACAAUAUAAUUCCAACCAAAAGCAGAGUUUCAAACUUUGCAAAGGUGGCAACAAGAAUGCCAAGAAUGUCAAGGUGAAAAAUGUCUGCAGCACAAAACAUAGGACCCAUUCCAAUGAACUUGUUUCAGAAGCAAGCCGUGACAGGCAUCGAACGGCAUCCAGGCGUUCCAGACCAGUGGAAGACAUGGUUCACUCUUACAAACCCUCGAAGAGGACAUCUUGUAAAGCCAAAAGGAUCCCAGCAUCAAUUCCUGAAGAACGGAUACUAGAGAAACACACCACAUCCACGGGAAGAUCAUCUACACAUAAACACCAUGGUCAUCACAGGCAUCCUGAAGCAGUGCUUGCCAAACCUAAGUACAAGCGCAAUGACUACCAUCGUAGGCUGCGUGGAAUACCAGAGGUGCCUUAUGAGGAGUCAUUAAAAAGGGUGCAUCGCAGACAUAAGAGAGAAAUGAUGGGCCAUGUACCAGCCAUGUAUCUUCCUUCCAAUGCACACAUGACCAGCCCUUAUGCAUAUGUGGGUAGUGACUCAGAAUACUCUGCUGAGUGUGCAUCUGUCUUCCACUCUACCAUCUUGGACACAAGUGAAGAUGAGCGUAGUAAUUACACAACCAACUGUUUUGGGGACAGUGAGUCAAGUGCUAGCGAGGCAGACUUUGUAGCAGAAAGCAGUUCUAGCAGUGACUCUGAAGGCAGCAGUGGUGUCAACUGGCCCCAGUACAGACAGACAUCCAGAGAUGCGACUUCAGCUCAGGCCAAGGCUUUCGUCAAAAUCAGAGCUUCACAUAACUUGAAAAAGAAGAUCCUACGCUUCAGAUCAGGCUCUUUAAAGCUUAUGACAACAGUGUGAGAGACUCUAGGAACUGGGGUUCGAAUUGGGAUGUGGACAAUCAAAUUGGCUGCUCUCAGUACUCACCCGAUCAAGUGCCUAAGCUGUGUUCAGCCACACUGCAUAAAAUGUAUGAGUCUUGUUAAAGAGAUCUUUCACUAGGAGUGGAUUUAUUCAGUGAACUUACCCCCUGCACUUUUAUAGUCCAUUAAUACAAAUGUUGUAAUAUUCAGAAGUAUCUGAGUAGCCCAACUGUGUCACAAUGUGUAGCCAUAUUUAUUAUAAACUUAAUUUUGCUGUGAUACAUUUGCAUUGCAAGGGCUGUGAUUUUUUUUAAAUAAAAUAUUUAAUGUUUAAUAUAUUUGAUUAGUCAUUUGAUAAAUAGAACAGGAAGUAUGAAUGAACAGAUGCAUUGUACAAGAAUUGAGAUUAAGGGAUUGUAAAGCCUAUUUGCCAAUUUUUAGGUCACCUGCUAUAAGGGCUUUUCUUAUGUUCACAACAAAUAUGCAUGAACAGCUACAUGACUUAUUAUCUGUUAAUGCCUUAUGUGUAAAUUGUGAUUUUUGUAAAUAUAACAACAAUGUUCAUUUCUGAUGUCUUAUCUUUUUAUGCUUUAUUAAAUGUUGAGUUUGACGACAACCCUAUUUCUUUGCAACCAUCACUUUUCUAUCUAAUAACUGAA